UUGCCAGAGAAAGUGACAAUCAAUAAAGUAAAUUUUUAGCUUUUCAAGGGCCAAAACAUAAAUUUUCCUAUGCUUUAUUAUUAUAUAAAGAGAUGAACCCCUUCCUGUUGAUGUUUGUUUCACUUCUCAUCUCUCAAAUAGUUCUCUGUGAUAAUAUUUGCAAAAAUGGGAUCGGAGGCGCCGAGCUGGGCAGAUCAAUGGGGCUCCGGCGGGAUCGGCGACAGCAGUGAACAGUACCAUGAGAACAAAGAGAUGAAUGGAAAGAACAACAACAGCAAGAUGGCAAACAUGAAGGCUGCUGCUUCAGUAGGUUUAGGCAAAGCCAAGGUUGCAGCAUCAGUAGGUGCAAACAAGGUCAAGUCUGGAACAAGCCUUGGCAUCAAAUGGGUCAAGAACCAAUGCCAGAAAAAAAGCUCUAAGUAAAUAAAUAGACAAAAAUAAAUCAUUUGUUCCCUGUUGAUGUGAUUAGCUGAACUUUGUAUUUUGCAGACCUAUGAAUUUGUAAUGAUCUUUUUUUCAGCAUU
This is a messenger RNA of Dioscorea cayenensis subsp. rotundata (Guinea yam), 524 nucleotides long. RefSeq lists its product as uncharacterized. Bases 166 to 423 code for a protein of 85 amino acids. NCBI's taxonomy places the organism in Eukaryota, Viridiplantae, Streptophyta, Magnoliopsida, Dioscoreales, Dioscoreaceae. The transcript is spliced from 2 exons. The record is from RefSeq and is a predicted model, not a curated record.